UCAAGCACCCGUUUUUCACACGAACACUGCAAAUACAGCCUUGAUUAUGGCAUUAUUAAUGGACGCAAAGUAUUCUGAGUUGAAUGAACAGCAAAUUAAAGCUCUUAAGAAGCUACUGGAAGAAAGUUUACAGCGAGAGAUAUGCCAGGAUGAGGAAUUGCAUGAAAAAGAGACUAAGGAGGGAUUAUCGUUCAAGACGCCUAUGCAGUUUACUCCCACCAUGACCGCUACUCCGUCCCCUUCAAGAGACGAACUCUGGAAGAAACAGCUUGGAUUUGAUGACGACUCUGAGGGCAGCCUGUCAAACACAGAUGACGAGCCAGAGGCUGACCAGGAUCUAACGGGAAAAGCUUCUUUGGUCGAAGUUCAUGCCCUCCAGGUUGAGAUACAGCAAAAGGAAAAGCAAAGAGAGGAACUGCUUAUCAAAUUAAAGGCACUUUCAGACAAGGCAGCUAACUACAGAUCAAAACUCCAGAAGUCUGAACACAGCAAAAAAUCACAGAUCAAGAUAAUGAAGAAAACCCAAGAGUCCCAGCUUCAAAUGAAAGCUGAACUUAUCCAUAACCUGGAGGAAAUGAUUGAAGAACAGGAGAGCAAGAUAUCAGAGCUAGAGGCGAGAAUAAAAGGAGAAAAUAUAUCAGCAGCGAUGCCUAAUGCAAAAGGGUCAAGCAUACGUAAACUAGUAGAUUCUAUAAAUGAACUCCACUCCGAGAAAAGCAGAAUUUAUGAGACAUGGCUAUCUACCCAGUCAGAGUUAGAAACAGUCAAACAAGAAAACAGUGAAGCUGUUGAAAAACUCAAAUGGGAAAUGUCAGACUUGGAGUCUCAGAACAGGAAACUGCAGGUUCAAAAUGUAAAACUUCAAAAUGGGGACAUGGAUGUUGUAAAUGACAAUGAUAACAGCCCAAAAGUUGAUCAAUUAGAGCAAGAAAAUGCUGAACUCAAACAAAAAGUUGAGUCGCUUGAGCAGGAGGUUACGACAAUCACAAAGGCCAACAAGACAGCACAUGCAAAGAUGGAGGGAGACUUUAUGGAACUGAAGAAGAAGCUACGAGAUACUGAAACCAAAUAUACAAACCUUGCUUCAACUCCCCCUAAGGUGCGAACAGUCUCUGUGGUGUCAGAAGAGACUCAGCGUCAGCUGGAAGAAAUGAUCAAACAAAACAAAGAGUUGGAGAAUCUCUUGGGAAGGACAAGAACAGAACUCAAUGCAAAGAUUUCAGCUAUUCAGUCCGAGGUGAAAUCGGCUAAUGCAUCUGCAAGUGAAGCCCAGUUGAAGGAGCAAAAGCUCAUGUCUGAGUGUCACAAACUCAAGGAAUCCCUUAAGCAAGCACACAAACUUGAAGACUCUAUUCGUCAGCGGGACGAAGGACUAGACGUACUUAAAAAAGAGGUAAGCGUUUUCUAUAAGAAUACAAGGGAUUGGCAGAGUAGUCUUAUGCAAAGCCUUCUCCAACAUCUUUUUAACCCGAACUUUUGCUCACAGGUACACGAUUUACAAAGGGAGCUCGAACACUCUCAGCGUAAAGCGAGGCGAGAAAGAGAGCAACUAGAAGCAGAAGCCCAACAGAGAGUAGAGGACGAGCGAGAGAGAGCUGCCAAGGGCUCGCGAGUGAUGAAGACAAAGCUUGAGAGCACAAGGCUGCAGGCGAAGGUGCUCAUGAAGGCGGUAGAACAGGUGAAGCGACAGUAUAAGGACUUGAAGAUCGAGAGCUUGAAGAUGGGUACUGCUGUCAAGCCCGCCAUAAAGGACAUCGAGAAACAACUAUUGAAGCGUGUGGAAGGGAUAGACAGUCGCAACAAAAUCCUCGUGGACAAGUACAAGAAGGAGAUGGCUCUGCGCAAGAAAUACCUGAACGAGCUGAUAGAGCUCAAGGGAAAUAUCCGGGUGUACUGCCGAGUGCGUCCUGUCAUCCGUGAGGACGGCGCGGGAAAGCCUGCAGAGAACGUGAUCUCCUUCGAUGACGACGAUGAUGCAAUCUUGAACGUGUUCUCGAGAGGUGCGCUAAAGCCCUUCGAGAUGGAUAGAGUAUUUCAGCCGCAAUCAACGCAAGUAGAGGUGUUCGAAGAGGUCAAACCUCUCGUUAUCUCGUGUGUAGAUGGCUAUAAUGUGUGCAUCUUUGCCUACGGUCAAACGGGCAGCGGCAAAACAUUUACCAUGGAGGGCCCCGUCUCCAACCCCGGCAUCAACCAGCGCGCCUUACAGCACCUUUUCACGGAAACCGCUGACCGCGGAGUGGACUGGGAUUACCAAGUCACGGUCAGUGUGAUGGAGAUCUAUAACGAGAUGCUUCGAGAUCUCCUGAGCUCUGACCCGUCAGCCAAGCUGGACAUCAAGCAAGGCAAGGAGGGGCUGUACGUGCCUGGGCUAAGCGAGGUCGAGGUCACCAACUUAGAUGAAGUCAACGAGAUUUUCCAGCUUGGAAAGCAGAACCGGGCAACAGCAUUUACCGAUAUGAACGAACACUCCUCGCGCUCACACGCGCUGUUGUGCGCUACCGUAAUAGGUGUGAACAGAACUACCGGAGCGAGGACUAUUGGCAAGCUGAACCUUGUGGAUCUAGCAGGAAGUGAGCGUGUGUCCAAAAGCGGUUCCGAGGGUGCCCGGAUGAAGGAAGCGCAGAACAUUAACAAGUCACUCUCCUCGCUCGGUGACGUCAUCCAUAACUUGAAGAACAAGAGUGCGCAUGUCCCGUAUAGAAACUCCAAGCUGACGUAUCUGUUACAGGAAUCACUUGGCGGCGACUCCAAGACUUUAAUGGUGGUGCAAGUGGCUCCUGUGGAGAAGAAUGUCGGCGAGACUGUUUGUAGUCUCAACUUUGCACAACGUGUCCGGGCCGUCGAACUUGGACAGGCCACUAGGAAAACGGACAAUGCGGACGGCGGACAGCUUAAGGCCAAUGGCAUGAGUUCUGGCAAUGGUAGCAGUACCCCGAGCAAAUUAAAGCCAUCUUCACUUCCCAGACCUCGCGGGAAAUGAUGAGCUGCCAGGGCCAGUUCUGAGAGUCUUGUAGAGAACUGUGGGACGCACGAAAGAAAGAAAAAAAAAUGGUUCUUCAUAAAGACUUGCCCCGAGUCUGUCUGUUUUGUCAGACUACAUAUAUCCCCGCUAUACCACAAAGCCAAAGUUCCAUUUUACGAUUCUGCUAGCCAGUCACUUUUAGUGACUUGUUUUAGUCCCAUAGGCUUUGGCAUGGCAACAAGAAAAUACAACUACAGACAAGCUGUAGAAAACUUCGGUUGUCUGUGUAGGUGGAAUCAGGGAAGUAAGUGAACACAAGCCUAAAAUGGUAUGUUUUACGUAGUUUCGUUGCCGUUUUCGAGCGUUAGCUUAGGCGGUCAUGAUUGGCUACGCAGAAUCGCCGAACAAACCACAGAGCUUGGAAUUGGGAUGUUGCGAUGUAACGGAGAACCAGGGUGACUGGAUGAAGUUUUUCACAUCUUUGUCCGCACCAAAAACCCAAAUCACAUAUAGUUAGCUAUAUUAAAUUUUGUAAAUGAUUAUUUAAGAUAACUGAGAUUUUGAUAGAUUUUGUAAAUAUUAUCACCACAAUGAGGGACGUUUUUGUAAAAAUUAAAUAAAAAACGAAACGAACG
Molecule: messenger RNA, 3597 nt
Organism: Nematostella vectensis (starlet sea anemone)
Lineage: Eukaryota; Metazoa; Cnidaria; Anthozoa; Actiniaria; Edwardsiidae
Product: kinesin-like protein KIFC3
Exons: 16
Coding region: 47-2980 (977 amino acids)
Biological process (GO): microtubule-based movement
Molecular function (GO): ATP binding; microtubule binding; microtubule motor activity
Source: RefSeq, a predicted model, not a curated record